ACUUAAGGUUGUGAUUUUUUGGCGAAGAUUUUUGUAACCUCUUGUGUAGUAGUCUCCAGUCGGGGGUUCGAUUUUAAUUAGUGGAGAUUUUCCUAAUUUUAGGGGGCAAAUCAUGCCACGAUUUCCACUUCAUGCAGCUUCAGGAACUGGAGUGUACACGGACUGGCAUAAGAAGGUCAUUCGGUUAGCUCGGUAUGGAUGCGCGAACCGGCCGUUUUUUCAUAUUGUGGUCAUGCCUGUCAAACUAGAGCAAAGAAAGCCGCCCAUCGAACAGCUAGGCACGUACGAUCCGUCUCCAAAUCAAUUCAACGAGAAACUAGUCGCUCUCAACACCGAGAGGAUAAUGUACUGGCUGGGGCAGGGGAACGUAACAAUCUCAGAGCCCGUCGAGGAGCUCCUGGGGCUUGCUGGGUUCCUUCCGAUUCAUCCCACGACGUACAUCAGGGCCUGGAGAGCCAGGAGAAAAACUGACGAGGAAGCUGCUAAAGCAAAGCAGGAGGAAGAGGAGACUCGUAAAGCUCAGGAGCAGAGCAAUUGAUGAUCAUGCUCUUGGUUAUCGUGUAAAUAGGUUUAUUGUCAUGAUGAAUAAUCAAUAAGAAGUACUUUAACGAACCACUGAA
Molecule: messenger RNA, 620 nt
Organism: Diachasmimorpha longicaudata
Lineage: Eukaryota; Metazoa; Arthropoda; Insecta; Hymenoptera; Braconidae
Gene: mRpS16
Product: small ribosomal subunit protein bS16m
Exons: 2
Coding region: 113-538 (141 amino acids)
Biological process (GO): mitochondrial translation
Cellular component (GO): ribosome; mitochondrial small ribosomal subunit
Molecular function (GO): structural constituent of ribosome
Source: RefSeq, a predicted model, not a curated record